AUGCAAGUAUCAGGUCACGUCGAUCACGGCAAGACUACUCUUACAGCUGCCAUCACUAAAAUACUCAGCGAUAAGGGCCUGGCGAGCUUCCAAACGUAUGAGGCGAUUGAUCGGGCCCCUGAGGAGAAGCGAAGAGGUAUCACCAUCAAUCAAACUCAUGUUGAGUACUCUACCGAGAAGCGACAUUACGGUCAUGUAGACUGUCCUGGCCACGCCGACUAUGUUAAAAAUAUGAUUACUGGUGCUGCUCAGGUUGACGGGGCCAUUCUCGUUGUGUCGGCGUUUGAUGGUCCGAUGCCUCAAACGAGAGAGCACAUCCUUCUCGCCAAGCAGAUCGGUGUGCCAAGGUUGGUGGUUUUCCUCAACAAGAUGGACCAAGUUGACGACCCCGAGUUAGUGGAGCUAGUCGAGCUCGAGGUCAGGGAGUUGUUGGAGUUUUAUAAAUAUCCCGGAGAAGAGACGCCUUUUGUGAAGGGAUCAGCAUUGAAAGCUCUUCGUGGGGAGGAGGGGGAGUAUGGCAAAGAGGCGAUAUUGAAGUUGAUGGAUGCAGUUGAUGAGUAUAUACCCGAGCCUCCUCGACUUCAAGACAAGCCGUUUUUGCUGCCGAUUGAGACGGUAGUUAAUAUUCAGGGAAAAGGUUACGUUGUGACUGGGCGCAUCGAGCAAGGCUUGGUAAAGGUUGGUGAUGCCCUGGAGAUCGUUGGCCAGGGUAAGGAGAAGUUCAAAUCGCAGUGUAUGGGUGUUGAGAUGUUCCACAAGACGCUUGACCAGGGCAUGGCUGGUGAUCAGUGUGGGGUGAUGUUGAAGGGCGUCAAGAAAAAUCAAAUACGGAGGGGUAUGGUGCUCACUAAGCCGGGUGCCGCGAAGACCUACACGGAGUUUGAGAGCGACUUGUAUGUGUUGAAGGAGGAUGAGGGUGGCAGAAAGAACCCUUUCCAUAGCGAGUACCGCCCCCAGGCUUAUAUUAGAACGGGAGACUGCUCGUGCAGGAUCAUACUCCCUGAUGAUGUGGAUAUGGCAAUGCCUGGUGAUAGUAUUAAAGCGACGCUGAAACUUGACAGACCUCAGGCGGUCGAAGUUGGAUUGCGCUUUGCUCUACGAGAGGGAGGGAAGACGGUUGCUAGUGGUUUGAUCACGGCGUGCAAUUCGUGA
Perkinsus marinus ATCC 50983 is the source of this 1152-nucleotide messenger RNA. Its product is annotated as translation elongation factor Tu, putative. Lineage: Eukaryota; Perkinsozoa; Perkinsida; Perkinsidae. Gene Ontology annotation, biological process: mitochondrial translational elongation. Gene Ontology annotation, cellular component: mitochondrion. The coding region runs from base 1 to 1152 and encodes 383 amino acids. Gene Ontology annotation, molecular function: translation elongation factor activity; GTPase activity; GTP binding. The record is from RefSeq and is a predicted model, not a curated record. The transcript is spliced from 12 exons.